AUGGCCAAGACCAUCCUGAAGCUGCUGGUGUCUGGGGAGGGCGCGUCACGGACGGGCGUGAUGAUCCCCAUCCCGCAGUACCCGCUCUACUCGGCUGCCAUCACCGAGCUCAGCGCUGUGCAGAUCAACUACUACCUGGACGAGGAGCACUGCUGGGCGCUGGACGUGGGCGAGCUGCGGCGGGGGCUGGCCCCGGCCCGCCCCCUCAGGGCGGACGAGGUGUACCAGGACAACAUCUACGCUGAGGGCUCGACUUUCCACUCCUUCAAGAAGGUGCUGUUUGAGCUGGGGCCACCAUACUCGGACGUGGUGGAGCUGGCCUCCUUCCACUCCAUCUCUAAGGGCUUCAUGGGCGAGUGUGGGUUUCGCAGUGGCUACGCAGAGGUGGUGAACAUGGACCCCGAGGUGCGGCAGCAGCUGUUCAAGGUGUUGUCAGUACGCCUGUGCCCUCCCGUGCCCGGGCAGAUCGUCCUGGACGCCAUGGUGGCCCCGCCGCAGCCUGGGGACCCCUCCUACGAGCGCUUCAUGGCCGAGAAGCAGGCGGUGCUCAGUGCCCUGGCACACAAGGCCCGGCUCACCCAGGAGAUCUUCAACCAGGCGCCUGGCAUCCACUGCAACCCCGUGCAGGGCGCCAUGUACUCCUUCCCCAGGAUCGAGCUGCCGCCCCGCGCCCUGCAGGAGGCCAAGGCGCAGGGCCAGGCCCCAGACAUGUUCUUCUGCCUGAAGCUGCUGGAGGAGACGGGCAUCUGCGUGGUGCCAGGCAGCGGGUUUGGGCAGCGAGAAGGCACCUACGGUAUGCAUGGUGCUGGGUGCAGGUAG
Molecule: messenger RNA, 819 nt
Organism: Struthio camelus australis
Lineage: Eukaryota; Metazoa; Chordata; Aves; Struthioniformes; Struthionidae
Source: RefSeq, a predicted model, not a curated record